Guillardia theta CCMP2712 is the source of this 531-nucleotide messenger RNA. RefSeq lists its product as hypothetical. Bases 1 to 531 code for a protein of 176 amino acids. The record is from RefSeq and is a predicted model, not a curated record. Lineage: Eukaryota; Cryptophyceae; Pyrenomonadales; Geminigeraceae. The transcript is spliced from 9 exons.
AUGAAGCAUGUCAUGUACCGGCCGUACAAGAAGAUCCGCAUAGGGUUCAUUCGAAAAUUCUUUUUGGAUAUGAACAUUAGGGCCCUCAAGCUCCUGUCCGAGAACAAUUUCGACGAGACUGAGUUCUUGGAUGGAGCAAUCUUUGCAAUUGAGUCGGCGAUGAAAAGCAUUUCUUCCCAUGAUGUCGAUUCGUUGAGGGGCCUUGUUGGAGAGAAAUUUCUCACCGCAGUUGAAGAAGCAGAAAAACUGAUGAAGGAGACAGAAUUGAGAGCGGAACAACAAGUGUCGAAGAUAUACGAGUCAGAGAUCGUUUCAGUCGGUUUCUUGACCGAUGAGGAAGGAGAAGACUUCGCCCAAGUCUCUGUGCAGGUCAGUGUCGACUCGUUGGUGGCAUUGUUUCAUACGAUCAAAAGACAAGCAUCAAAGAUCUACAUGAUAGGCAUGCAGUGCAUCCUGCUUCGACCGCGCGUUCGCGCAGCAUACGACGUGACGUUGUUGUUGCAGGAUCAUCGUGGAAAAUUGUGCACUUGA